Molecule: messenger RNA, 2844 nt
Organism: Pogoniulus pusillus (Red-fronted tinkerbird)
Lineage: Eukaryota; Metazoa; Chordata; Aves; Piciformes; Lybiidae
Gene: FMO1
Product: flavin containing dimethylaniline monoxygenase 1
Exons: 9
Coding region: 136-1728 (530 amino acids)
Molecular function (GO): NADP binding; flavin adenine dinucleotide binding; N,N-dimethylaniline monooxygenase activity
Source: RefSeq, a predicted model, not a curated record
AAUGCACGGAGUAUUGCCUAUAAAUUGGGAGCAAAAAGGUCUCUCCCGGAGGCAGCAGUGAGACGGAGCAUAGGCAGCUGAGCCUGGGAGGUUAAGUGCCAUUUGCAGUGUGGAAUCCCAGUGGAGACAACGAGGAUGAAAGUGGCAGUGGUGGGUGCAGGUGUCAGUGGGCUGGCAGCCACCAAGUGCUGCUUGGAUGAGGGGUUGGAGCCCACCUGCUUCGAGAAGAGCCAGGACAUUGGUGGGGUCUGGCGCUUCACGGAGCACAUUGAGGCUGGCCGGCCAAGCCUCUACGCAUCGGUGAUCAGCAACACCUCCAAGGAGAUGUCAUCAUACUCUGACUUCCCCUACCCUGAGGACUUCCCAGUGUUCCUGCCCAAUGCCCGGUUCCUGGAAUACCUCCAGCGCUACGCUGAGCGCUUCAGCCUCCGGAAGCACAUCAAAUUUGGGACCACUGUCAUCAGCAUCCGGAAGCACUCUGACUUUGCCACCACGGGCCAGUGGGACGUGGUCACAGAGGCAGAUGGGAAGCAGACACUGCAUGUCUUCGAUGCCAUUAUGGUCUGCAUUGGUGUACACUCUGAGCCAUCCCUCCCUCUGCAUUCUUUUCCUGGCAUUGAGAAGUUUCAAGGCCAGUACUUUCACAGCCGGCAGUACAAGCAUCCUGACGUGUUCCAGGGGAAGCAUGUCCUUGUGGUCGGCAUGGGCAAUUCAGGAGUGGACAUUGCAGUGGAAGCCAGCCAUGUAGCUGCAAAGGUGACCAUCAGCACCAGCCGAGGUGCCUGGCUGCUCAGCCGUGUCUAUGAGCACGGCUACCCAUGGGACAUGGUUUUCAACACUCGCCUUAUGAGCUUGAUCAGAAACAGCCUCCCUGGACCCCUUUCACGGGCACUGUUAAACUACAAGGUGAACCAGAGAUUCAAUCACGAAAACUAUGGCCUUCAACCAGAGAAAAGCUGUCUGGUGCGUGAGCCUGUGCUGAACGAUGACCUUCCAAGCCACAUCUUGACGGGGAGGAUCACCAUCAAGGCGGGUGUGAAGGAGUUCAAUCACAAUUCAGUUGUUUUCCACAACUGCCCCAAGGAGGAGCCCGUAGAUAUUGUCGUCUUCUGCACAGGCUACAAAGCCUCCUUCCCAUUCCUAGAGGAAGAAAUCAUCAAGGUGGAAAACAAGCAUGCAUCCCUCUACAAAUAUGUAUUUCCAACACACCUGCAGAAGCCCACCUUGGGUGUCAUUGGGCUGAUCAAGACAUUAGGAGCCAUGAUGCCCGUGAUGGAGAUGCAGGCACGCUGGGUGACCCGCAUCUUCAAAGGCUUGUGUCAGCUGCCUCCUCAAUCUGUCAUGGAGAAGGAAGUAAAUGAGAAGAAAAAAAACAAAGUUCAAAGAUUUGGUCUGACAUUUGAUGAAGUCCUCAAGACUGAAUGGCUGGUCUACUUGGACGAGAUUGCCUCCCUCAUUGGCGCUAAGCCCAGUGUGCUGAGGCUGCUCUGCAGAGACCCUCGCCUGGCCCUCACUGUUUUCUUCGGCCCUUGCACCCCCUACCAGUACCGGUUGGAGGGUCCUGGCAGCUGGGAAGGGGCACGCCAGGCCAUCUUCACCCAGUGGGACCGAAUCCUGAAGCCCACAAGAACACGAGUCCCUGCCAGCUCUUCCAGCUUGUGCCCUUCUAUUCUUCUUGUGGCGGGGUUGCUUCUGCUUCUGGUUGCCCUGGUUUUAGGUUUCCAGUAGAUUUUUAGAGCCCAUUUAGGUUUCUGUCCCUGGGAAUAUUGUCUUAGGUCAUACAGCCCCACAGAGUGCCACAGGACAGGGGCAAAGUGAUUUCAGCAGAUCAUGACAAAUUUAAAACUUCAACCAGCACUACAGCUCCAGCUCACCCCCAAGCACAGGUUUGCAGACCUGAGCAGCUGGGGAUGGCAGCCUCCCCCAGCAUUUAUUGUCCCUCUGCUGUCCUACUGUUGUGUGGCCUGGCUGUGUUCAGAUCAUGCUGACCAGGAGGCAGCGAGGACAAAACUAGCAAAAAUGGCUUUGGAUAUCACAGAUUGAAAGGAACACAGAGAAUCACCUGGGAACUGGGGGCUUGAGUCCAGCAAGGGGUUAUCUAGGCUGGGUACAUAUGUCAGACAGUCCCAUCUUUCAGCCUGAAACCCUAUGACACGAAAAUCUCUCUUUGAGUUGAGUUGGUGCAUCUUUGCAGUGAAAGAGCCCUGGCUGCAGCAGUUACACAGGACUACAGAAUUGCCCACACUGGAAAAGAUCUUUAAUAUCGCUGAGUCAAAUAAUUAGCCUAACACUGCCAAGUCCCUGAUUAAACCGUAUCCCUAAGCACUACAUCUACAUGACAAAUACCUACAGGAACAGUGACUCCACUGCUUCCUUGGGCAAGCCUUUCCAAUGCUUUAUGUAACCUUUCCACUGAAGAAAUUCUUCCUGAUAUCUAACCUAAACUUACCUUGCUUCAAGGAGGCAAUUUCUUCUUGUUCUAUCACUUGUAAUUUGGUUGAACAGACCAAUCUCCAUCUCCCUACAACCUCCUUUCAUGUCAGUUGUAGAGAGUGUUACUGCCCCUGAGUCUCCUUUUCUGUUUGUAACUCCCAUCACCACACUGGUACUUUGCAGGGCUGAGCACUUAUUAGCUCUGCCUCCCUGCACUUUCCACCAUCAGACAAUCCUGAGGGUUCAUUUUGUGUGUGAGGAGACUUUCAAUCAAUAAAAUUUCAUGUGCUGUGGCAGGAGCAUGUUGCAGGCUGUUGCCUUGUCACCUCCCUGUGUGCACAGGAGUUGGGAGAUCCUAUGCUAUGCCAGCAGGUGCUAUGGGUGAGCCACAAGCCUAGAGGCUUAUGACCA